AUGGUCGACUUCGGCAACUAUCACGUUUGUCAGGACGAGCCGUACGUCAUCAAGCCCCCUUGUUUGGUCUACUCCUUUGGGUAAGUUGCGACGUUUAACACAAACAGACUUAACGAAUAUUUCUUGGUUUUGAGUUAAGCAUUAUUACUUUUUUUUAAAAGAAAAAUCACAAGCAAGCAAGGGGGUGGGCAAGGGGCGGGUGAAAGGCAAUACCUGGCUUUCGAUCUCUCCUUGACCCCAUCCUCCGAUUAUAAUUGUACUGGGCAUGUGUUCAGCUCCUUAUUCACGACGGCAUUCUUUAAAUCUACUUCAUCCAGCCCCGAGUGUCAUUUGAACAGCUUCAAGGCGGUUGUGGUGGGGGUUUGGGGAGGUAGGAUGUGUGUCUGUGUGUGUGACGGGACAUCUUAAAAUCGGAUCGUCUUGUGUAGGUCAAAUCUACUUCUUCACGGUUUAAAAAAAAAUUAAAAAAUGCCCCAUUUUAUCGUUCUGAGCGUUCAACGGAGCGUUAAAAUGGACACGCCUAAUUUAGAUGACAAACCUCUCAGAUCUCCAGCAUUAGAGGGCCUACUGUAAGACUUUUUAAUGUAGUAGUCAUAAUAAAAGUGGAAAUAUCUCUUUCUAAAAGUACGGACGGCAGUGGUUGGAAUGGGAGGGGGGUGGCCGCUGGUGGUAGCGAUAACUCGUAGAAACUUAUUUGAAUAUGAUUUAAUCUUUGCUUAUUCAGUCACACCCGAAUAUGCGUAAAAUUUGUCUUGGAACUGGCCACUAAUAAUGGAUGAGUAGGAGGGGAGUAAAUACUUCCAUUCUUAACUACUGACUACUGAGCGUCUAUUCCAAAAUGUCACAAAGAUAGAACCUAACGCCCUCAGGUCACUAUAUUGUUCCAUUUACGAGUAGCAAAGUCAACACACAUUAAACAAAAUGUAAACAUUUUUUUCAAUAUAAAUACAAUUUCAAUUUUUAAUAAUGGCACUUGUUUAUGUCAUGUGUUCAUUAAAUGACGUAGAACGGCGUACUUUUCCAAAGUAAACAUUGAACAUUUCAUUUUUCGAGCCCUAUUAUUAUUCUGUGGCAUUAGGCGGCCUAGCCAAUGUAGAGUGAGGACAAUUAUUUUUGCUUGAAGUAGUUCGUUUUGUGGUUUAAAUUUUCACAUCUCAACAUUCCUCUCUAUCUUCAUGUCCCGAUGCUUACCGUUCAGUAGUGGCUGCCUUCACUUUAAUACCACGUGUGUUGCAACCUUCAGCAACAACAUUGAUUUUGAGACGUUCUUUUCGAUUUGAUAAACUGUGUUGUGAUUUCGUUUAACACACUUUAUCGAGAUUUCUGUCUUGAGAUGGGAAUGAUGUGAGUCAAUGCUUAACACACUUUUUUGAAUAUGUCUCAUUGGGAAAUGGUGUAGGUGGGCCGUCCAGUUAUACGAGCUCUCAAUGCCCUGCCCAAGCACACCUCCACAAGGCCGAGCGCCGGAUCUCCCCUCCCAACAGACCGUGCGGCGGCACGCCGGAAACCUCCUGACUUGCCUUGGGGACGCCCGAUCGACCGAAAACAUUGCGCUUAAAGCGUUCGCGGUCCACUCUCCCCAAGAGUCUGGGUUGAUUUGCUUCUACUUCGGAGGAAAGGUAUUGUGUUACUAACACCACCCCCGCGGCACCCAUUGAGUCUUUCUGUCUGGACGGAAAGCAGAGAUGAAACGGUAGUUUCGUGAAUCUACGGCGCUCUUGUUCUUAGGCUUAUAGUCUAAUCGAGACAAAAUGCAAAGCAUUAAACAAUUUUUUCUCUCACCUUUUUCUCCACUCUCUUUCUCUCAGCCUCUUUCUCUCUCUCUCUCUCUGUUUCUCUAUUUUCAUCCCUGAUUAUCUCCACUUGUUCUUCUUGUAAUAAAGCCGUGACUGUAUGGUUAUCCCCCGUGCCUCAGAUUUUUUCCAGCUCAAACGUGUGUCCGUUCUCUGUACUUUAGAGAACAGCCGUAGAAACCGAUACGAAUACAGGACAUAGUGUUUCCCCAGUGUACAGCAGCUGUGGGUUUUCUGUAAGCCAAACAAGGAACGAAGUCAUUUGAGUGUAAGGCGCCCCCAGGUAGUACAUGGAGGAAAAAAAUGUGUGCAUCAAUAAUUUCAUCAGCUGCAUGAGCACGACAGCUACUGUGGGGGGAAGGGCUUCGGGAUGGUUAAUCUUCAGUACAAGAAGCCACACCAAUUAGUUAUGGACAUCAGGCUAGCAUAUACUUAAGCCAGCUUAGUAUAGGUGAAUGUGGGGGGUGGGCUGAAAAGCAGAGGGGGGGGGGAAGAUCUACUUAAACAUUCGGUAGUAGGCAUAAUUGAAAUAAUAAUAAUUAAAAGUAGAAAGAAAAAUGUAUUUCUUCCAUGUAAUUUUUUUCUUGAAUUUAAUCAUAGAUCCUUUAAAACAUACGUUUGUAAGCGCACUUGCCUUGCGUAGUGUAAGGGCAAACUAAGAUUUAUAGGUAUAUAAUUGCCUCGUAAAUAUAAAAGAUAAAUCAAACUCAGAGACACUGAUGUCCUCUGUUGCCAUAUUGAGGCACGCACUCUUGCCUUGAUGAGAAACACCUAUGCACAUUGAAACACAGCGAGACCCACGGAUGAACAUUUAGACACACCGAUAUAUUUGAAACAUCGAUACACACUGAUACACAUUGAUACAAAGUGAGACUCAUCCUAAGUUUAUUUUUAAAUUUACUUAUCGCAGCAACGAGGGGUUGGCCAAGUCUCUGAACAAGUAGAGCGCAUUUAGAACGUAUUUUGAUAUGAAUUUCUUUUAAUAUUGGUUUAAAUGUUAACACACAAAGUGACAGGACCAAGAUUAUCCGAUGAUGAUGAUAAGUUUAUUAUUAAAAAAAUUUCUAUAUGCAAAUGCAACCAAAAGAAAUGGAAAAAUUCUUACGUCCAACUUAUUUUUCUUUUUCGUUGAUACAUCUAUUAAUCAAACAUUUGUGUGCGAUUUAAAAAAAAAAAUAAUAGUUAAAAUAUGGCAACGCUAGUUUUAACAUAUCACUUCCCCUCGCUCCUCUACUGUUUGAAUAUCUCUUAUAUACGCUCCACCGAUAAUGCAAUAUCUCUACCACCAGUUUCACCAAUGUUUCUGAUGUGUCUUGCAUCAGUUCCACCAAUGUUGUACUAUCCCUACCAUCAGCUCCACCAAUGUUGUACUAUCCCUACCAUCAGCUCCACCAAUGUUUUACUAUCCCUACCAUCAGCUCCACCAAUGUUUUACUAUCCCUACCAUCAGCUCCACCAAUUUUUUACUAUCACUACCAUCAGUUCCACCAUUGUUUUAUUGUGUCUUCCAUCAGCUCCGCCAAUGCAAUGUUUUCUUAUUUUGUCCACCACUAUUCAAAGAGUUCUUGUGUCCUUUCCUCCACUGUUCUCGUCACGUGACAGGGACAUUGCACUAACGUGCACUCACUCUAAAAAACACAGGUUCACACCUCCGACUGUAGCCGUUGGCUGUAGUCGAUAUCAGUCAUUCAGAGAUGCCAGGCGAUGAGAGGGUGCACUUUCGCUAGGACAGUUGACACGUUGCCACGAGAGAUGGUCUCAUUCGGCAGUAGUCAUAUUUAAGAACCUUUUAUAGUACUCGUUGUUACUGUUGUUCUAAAUAUGCCUCCGUCAAGUUAUCCUUCACUAAGUAGGUUUAAACGAAGACAUACAGCUAACUUGACAGUAGUGUUAUGUGAUACAGUCUUGACGCCCGUUCUCCUUAUACGUUACAUAUUGACAUUGUGUUAUCUUAACGUAAACCAUUGAAACUUGGAGUUAUGGCUAAAAUAGACAAUUAAAGCCAUGAAUUCAUGUGCCUGUUUAUUAAAAUUAAAUAUAAUUUUACUUUUAUUUCGCAUUAUUAACAAUGCACUAAAACGCACUAAAAUUUACAGAUGUUUGGGUUUUCCCCAUAAUGUGAUUACGAUGCAAGCGUAAGAUCAUAAAUUUGCAAUAAUUAAUUUUUUUCUUAAUUUUUACAUUCAGAUAAAAUGUUUGAAAGAGUUCCAAAGUUUUUACUUUAAAUGUCUUUGUAAUUUAUAAUAAUAACACUUCACAUUUUAUUAAAAUAAAAACGGAUAUAUAAUAUUUUUUGCGCAUUUAAAUGUAUUUGAUUUGCGUAAAAUAACAGAAAAUAACUAUAAUUGUUUUUAAGAAUCCGAACGUAUCUAAAUACUUUCGGUUAUUUAGCGUCGUGUCAACAUAACUCAUUCUUAUAUAUUUAUAUAGGCCAAAAAACAAUUGUUCGUGAAAGUAAAGUUCCAUCGGUAAAAGAAACUAUGAAAUAUAAGUCAUUUAUUUAAUUCUUUAAACAGGCAACUAAAAACAGCAAGGUGUCUGGGCACAAUAUUUUGGUAAUGAGUUCUGAUCACCAUUAUAUGAACGCUUGCUUUGUAUCAGUUACUAUUUACCUCUAUCUGACCAAUAGCUGGAUAUUUUGUGCUAGUCACCUUUAGUUUCAAUUAUUUAAUUUUUUUUUUUUUAAACAUCAUGUUUCCCAUUGAUUUACAGUAUCGCCAACGACUUUUCAUUUGACGACGCCUUGGGAAAUUUAAGCUGUACGGUGGCAUCGUUUGACCCCAGGUAAGUCACGUGACUGAAGCAGUAACUUAGUACACACUCCCAUCCUCAGGCUCAAGAUUUAUAUUAGCUGAAACUCCCAGUCGCACAAAUUUUUCAUACCAAGGGUUGUUAGACCAAAACUACCCAAAAUAGAGAGGCGGAGUCAGGGGAGUACUGGACGACCUAGAAAAUCAGUUGAACUGCUGUUCUCUUGGAAUUUUUUUAUGACGGAUGCGGACAAAAAUUAUAAUCGAAAUGUGGGGGUGUGGCGUUGCAAAUGUGGGGGUGUGGCGUUGCAAAUGUGGGGGUGUGGCGUUGCAAACGAUUAUAACCCUUGGUUAAUGCUGAUGUUUUAUCAUUCGUGAUUGAAAAAAAAAAUAUUUUUUAGCCAUUGACACAAUUUGUUUUGUAAUAAUCCUCGCAGUAUGCACACAAAAGAUCACGUGAGAAGUCCACAUGUGUCCUUCUACAACAUGGGCAUGGGAGCCAUCAACACAAACAGUUUUGUGCCGAACAAGGACAGCUACGUUAAGGAUGACCAGAAAUGGAAGAUCAGGACGUUGAAAGGUGCCAUGGCGGAAUUGGGUCACCAAAAUGUAAGUCACUCGUGAUGCGUGGUUGUAUUUAUUUGUAACAAAUCAAUGUUGGUAUUAGGUUUUGAGUGUCCCUUUAUAAUUAUUUGGUUGAUCCUAGAUAUGUCACUUAGUGAGCAUUUCACUCCACAGUCCUAGAACGAGGGAGCAGCAUCAAACAUUCUCACAUCUUUGAUAAAUUGAAUUAUAACUUUACAACUUCUUUAGAAAUUAUAUAUUUUCUUGAUAUCAAUAUAUUUUAAAGCAAUUUUUUUUUAAAAGGUGUAAUGGGACAAUUGGGUCACCAAAAUAUAAGUUACUCCUGGAAUACUGUCAAAUACAUUUUUAACAGAUUGAUAUUAUUGACCUAAACUUACUUCCAAAACCUCUCAAACAGAAAAAGAACAAAUCAAAACCUAAUUCAUAUACCAAUCUUUCAUUAAAAAACAACAACAUUAAAAAUAAACAAGCUGUCUUCAUAUAUUGAUUGGGUGCAUGUUAGGUACUAGGACCAACUCAUCACUGCGUAGUCCUAUAAAGAGGGAGUAACAGCAAACAUCCCCACAUCUUUGAUCAAUUAAAUUACAACAUUAUCUUCCGAAAUCAUUUACUUUCUUGAAUUCUGAACAUUUAAAAGACAUAAUUUUUUUUAAAGGAACCAAAACAAAAAAAUAAUAAGUAAAAUUUUGUUUUUAUUUCUUUAAAAAAAAAAAAUAGAUCUAGUAAAGACAACAAAAAAGUGAACGGUUUUAAUUUAAAAGAUCUUUUUUUUUUCUUUUAUUGCAGCGUGUACUGGAUGUUUUGAAAAUUGAUAUUGAAUAUUACGAGUGGGCCGUGCUGGACAAUAUGUUUGAGACAGACCUGUUAAAGAACAUCCGGCACCUGCUGAUAGAGUACCAUUUGUUCCCUAAUAGGCCGGACAAAGGCGACUAUGUUUACCAUUAUCAUGUAAGGCUUAAAAUAAUUUCAACAUGA
This is a messenger RNA of Lymnaea stagnalis (great pond snail), 6103 nucleotides long. Lineage: Eukaryota; Metazoa; Mollusca; Gastropoda; Lymnaeidae. The record is from the annotation of a GenBank genome assembly.